AUGCCCAGUUACUACUGGAAUAUAAGCGGCCUCUCUGGCCCCUUAAUCCGUGUUACUCUCCGUACUUUUCAAAUCAUCUUCGCCCUCAUCGUUGCUGCCCUAUACGGCGUUGACCUCCAACAUGCUACCAAAACCCACACAAAAGCCAACAGCGCGUGGGUCUACGCCGAAGUCGUUGCCAGUUUGUCCAUCCUAACGUGCACCGUCCACCUUUGUGUGACUAUCACUCGUAUUGGUUCAUGUGUAUGGGACUGGGUUGUUUUUCUUUUGUGGGUCUCGCAGUUUGGUGUCUUCGCGGCAAUUUAUAUUGGUGGAAAGAGUGGUACGGAUAAAAUUGCUAUAGAGUCGGUGAGUAGGAUGCAGGCUGCGGUGUGGAUUGAUAUGGUGAAUAUGCUACUAUGGCUUGGAACUGCUGGGGGUGGGAUCGUGUGGUGUUGCACUGAACGGAGAGCUCGAAGGCGGAUUGAUAGGAUGAAGCUGGACGAGGAGGCUGCGGAUGCGUCUGGAGAUCAUCGACAAAGUCAUCCGGGCGAAGUUGAUAAAAGGGUGGUAGCAAGGGGUCCUGAGAUGUUUAAUAUUGCCUCGGUGGAGUCUAGGCUGAAAGGUGGCAAUGAAAAUUCGAUGAAGCAUAAAGUGGAAGAUAUAGAUGGCGAGUCGGUCUAUGACAUAAAGUGUUGGGGGAAAGGAGGUUAUUCCUGA
Molecule: messenger RNA, 699 nt
Organism: Venustampulla echinocandica
Lineage: Eukaryota; Fungi; Ascomycota; Leotiomycetes; Helotiales; Pleuroascaceae
Exons: 1
Coding region: 1-699 (232 amino acids)
Source: RefSeq, a predicted model, not a curated record